This is a messenger RNA of Cladophialophora immunda, 1206 nucleotides long. RefSeq lists its product as uncharacterized. The coding region runs from base 136 to 1206 and encodes 356 amino acids. Lineage: Eukaryota; Fungi; Ascomycota; Eurotiomycetes; Chaetothyriales; Herpotrichiellaceae. The record is from RefSeq and is a predicted model, not a curated record. The transcript has a single exon.
CCUCCUAACAGUCGAGUCAACCUCCUGUGUUUCCUUUCCCAAGUCUUCUGCAUCUGAUUUGGACUGACGGCCCGAGCCCUCUUCUUUCUUGCUCCUAUUCUCCGUCCAAAGCCACCAAGCCCCUUUCAUUCCAUCAUGACAACUGCUACUACUCACGCUGACUUCGGCUCCACCACAGACGGCCUGACUGUCGCCGCUGCCUUCCCCCCGGCGAUCAAAGACCGCACGAUCCUGAUCACCGGCGUCAACAAGAAAGGCAUCGGCUAUGCUACGGCCGAAGCCUUUGCGUCUCAAUCUCCACGGUGCCUGAUCCUUGCGGGCCGCUCCGUGUCGAAACUACAAGAAUGCUUAGACGCUCUGAAAUCCGCCUAUCCAAAUGUCGAGUACCGUAGCCUGCAAGUGGAUCUGUCUUCCCAAAAGUCCGUCCGCGCCGCGGCGGCCGAAGUGAUGGGUUGGGCGGAUGUGCCCUCGAUUGACAUUGUGAUCAACAACGCCGGGAUCAUGAACAUCCCCACGCGCACCAUCACCGAGGACGGCGUGGAGAUCACCAUGGCGACGAACCACGUGGGCCACUUCCUGCUCACCAGCCUGGUCAUGCCCAAGAUCAUUACUGCCGCAAAGUCAUCAACCAAAAAGGGGGCGGUGCGGAUCGUCAAUCUGGCCAGCAUGGGCAUCUACGUCGGCGGGGUCCCCUUCAGCGACAUGAAGUACGAAAAGCCCGUGGCGGAGCUGCCCGCCGACGAGAAGCCCAACAUCGCCAUGAUGCAGGCCUACAACCUCCCCGUGGACGAGAGCAUGGCCUACAUCCCCACGGCGGCGUACGGGGCCAGCAAGACCGCGGCGGUGCUCUUCAGCGUGGGGCUCAACGACAGGCUGUACGAGAGCCACGGGAUCCUCAGUCUCGCCGUCAACCCGGGCGAGAUCCAGACCGAGCUGGCCCGGAACACGGACCCGGUCAUGUUGGAGACCAUGCUCGGCGCGGCCAAGGCCAGGGGCAUGGUGUGGAAGACGCAGCAGCAGGGGUGCAGCACGAGUCUUGUGGCGGCCGUGGACGACAAGUUGGGUCGUCCCUCCGAUGACGGCAACGGCGCGUUUCUGGGCGACUGUCAGAUCAAGCCUACUCCGGCGUACGCGGUCAAGAGGGAGUACGCGGCGAAGUUGUGGGAGGUGAGCGAGCAGAUGACGGGGGAGAAGUUUGCCUGGUAA